Molecule: messenger RNA, 1899 nt
Organism: Nestor notabilis (Kea)
Lineage: Eukaryota; Metazoa; Chordata; Aves; Psittaciformes; Psittacidae
Gene: KIF2C
Product: kinesin family member 2C
Exons: 19
Biological process (GO): microtubule-based movement
Molecular function (GO): microtubule binding; ATP binding; microtubule motor activity
Source: RefSeq, a predicted model, not a curated record
ACCGUCAAGGGCAAGGAGAUUGAUAUUAAAGAUGUGAUAACAAUAAAUCCUGAGUUAUCAGAAGAACUACCUGCUGCUGAUGUGAAAGAGAACCUUCCUUUGCAAGAGAAUGUAAGCGUACAGAAACAGAAGCGCAGAUCUACCCUUUCAAAAAUCCCUGCUCCACGGGAAGCUGUGCGUGGCCGUUCCAGGAUGUCUGUUAUCGCAGAAUCUCAGUGCAGCCUCCAGGAAAAUGAGAUGGGGGUAGAUCCCUGCACUUCUGCACAAACCAGAAACAAUGCAUCCAUUCCUGUUCGGAGAAGAUCCAACAUUGUGAAAGAGAUGGAGAAAAUGAAAAACAAGAGGGAAGAAAAGAGAGCUCAAAUCAGUGAAAUCAGGACAAAGCGUGCACAGGAAUUUGACAGCAGCUGUCCAAACUGGGAGUUUGCGAAGAUGAUUAAGGAAUUCAGAGCAACUCUAGACUGCCAGCCAAUAUGUAUAACUGAUCCAAUAGAAGAACAUAGGAUUUGUGUCUGUGUGAGGAAGCGCCCUCUCAAUAAGCAAGAACUGCAAAAAAAGGAAUGUGAUGUUGUUACUGUUCCAAGCAAGUGUGUCCUGCUGGUGCAUGAGCCAAAGCAGAAAGUGGACCUAACAAAAUACCUUGACACUCAGGCAUUUAGAUUUGACUUUUCAUUUGAUGAAUCCUCUUCUAAUGAAAUGGUAUACAGGUUCACUGCUAGACCUCUUGUGGAGACCAUCUUUGAGGGUGGGAAGGCAACAUGUUUUGCUUAUGGCCAGACAGGCAGUGGCAAGACACAUACUAUGGGUGGAGACUUCUCUGGGAGAACACAGAAUGCCUCAAAGGGCAUAUAUGCUUUUGCAUCUCAAGAUGUCUUCCUCCUCCUAAACCAGCCCAGGUACAGGAGUCAGGAACUGGAAGUCUAUGUGACCUUCUUUGAAAUAUACAAUGGAAAGGUGUUUGACCUCUUGAACAAGAAGACAAAGCUUCGAGUCCUGGAGGAUGGCAAGCAGCAGGUCCAGGUCGUUGGUCUCCAAGAGAGACAAGUCAGCUGUGCUGAGGAUGUCAUCAGAAUGAUUGAGAUGGGCACUGCCUGCAGGACAUCUGGGCAGACAUUUGCAAAUGCCAGCUCUUCCCGGUCACAUGCCUGCUUCCAAAUCCUGCUACGUCGAAGAGGGAAACUGUUUGGCAAAUUUUCCUUAGUGGAUCUGGCAGGGAACGAGAGGGGUGCAGACACAUCUAGUGCUGAUCGACAGACACGAAUGGAAGGUGCAGAGAUCAAUAAAAGCUUGCUGGCUUUGAAGGAAUGUAUUCGAGCUUUAGGGCAGAACAAAUCUCACACCCCUUUCCGGGAGAGCAAGCUGACCCAGGUGCUGAGAGACUCUUUCAUAGGAACAAAUUCAAGGACCUGUAUGAUAGCAAUGAUUUCUCCAGGCAUGAGUUCGUGUGAAUACACCUUAAACACAUUGAGAUAUGCUGACAGGGUGAAAGAGCUCAGCCCUCAUAAUGGAAGUGGUGAAACACAAAAUCAGAUGGAGACUGAGAAUGAGGAAACAGAAGGCUCAGGUCCCCAGUACAGUCUCUGCAAGGAUGAGGAUGAAGAUAUCUCUCCCCACAUGUUCAGCUUUCGUGAGGCUAUGACUCAAAUUAGUGAACGGGAGGAGAAGGUUGUAGAACAGCUUAAAGAACUGAAACAGAGACUGGCAACUGAACUUGACUACCUCUUGGGAAUCACGGAGCAGCCAGACUACGAUCUUGAGACCUUUGUGGGCAGAGCUAAGUCCUUUGUAGAGGAGAGCUUAAGAAACUUCCUGAGUGUUGGAGAAACUCUGGAUGCUCUGGGGACUGCUAUGCAGCUGGAGGAGCAAGCCAGCAAGCAGAUGAGAUGGAAGAGGCCUUAG